UAUUAGUUUAUAUUUGUAUGCUCAAUUUGGCUUAUUUGCAAAGUAUCAUUUAGGUAUAUUGUUUCAAAAUGCUGCUGUUUAUUUAUAUAUUGUAUAUUGUAUAUAUACAAUUAUACCCACUUUCUGUUAUGCUCUUAUAAACAUGGUGGCCUGAGAUAAUGUUUUAAAUGCACUUUAAAACUGAAGAUGAAAAGCCUCUUAUUUAAUCCUUAUAUAGUGCUUUGAUUAAUUAAAUCUUGAGUAUUUUGCCCACCCAGAACUUGAUUCCUCUUUUUUUUUUUUUGAGUACUACUAACUCUGUUACAAUGUAGUAUCUGUUCAUAGCUACUUUCUCAACUUACUGAAGCACAACGAGUCAACAAUUGCCUCUAGCCUCUACUGAGGCUCGAACCAACUCCCAUCAUCCAUAUGGGAGUGUUAAUCGGGACACGGGAUGCCACUUGACCACAAGGUCUUUGGCCAGAACUUGAUUCCUUGAACAUGCUUGUUUUGACAACCUAUGUUAUCUUUAAGAAAAAGGAAAAAAAAAGGGUGGUGUGGCAGGACCUGCCUAGCCCGCGGGACAGGAGUGGGGCGGGGUGGGCCAGCAAAACUUAGGCCUGCUGGCUUCCAGCUUACUGGCCGUUUUGACUGCUCAACUCCUCUCUUUUGGAAUCUCAUCUCUUGAAUCGCACUUGCACUUCACAGAAUGGACGGGGAUGCAACAAACAUCCUGAAUAUUCCUCAUGGACUCUAUGAAGAUCCUCAAUACUAUCAGAAACCCCACAACUCCUCAGGAGUAUUAGAACCCCUCAAUGGACUCUUCCUCUAACAGGUUGGCAAAUACAAAUCCAUUACCAAAAAAGAAAUUAUGCAUUUGAAAUGCACAGUCCCUCAAUGGACCGUUUGAAAGAUCACAUUUUAAGGCGAGGGAUAGAUUUAGAAGGUUUGAAGAUUACAUAUAGAGAUUUGCAGGGCAAAAAUACAAGCAUUGUUUGUGAUGAAGACCUGGCGCAUUGUUUCGAGUGUUUAGGUGCUAUUCGACUAUAUCACAUCCACCUAAGACUAUCAAGACGCACAGGCCGCAGUCAUCGGACGCAGCAAUGCAAGGGCAAGUGGACAACUGCCCGACUGCAACUCUUUCAUCCCAUCUCCGGAAACUGGCGUCAAUCUCCCGCGAGCAGCGACAACAGGAGGAUUCUGAAAGAGGAGAUUAAGCUGGAGCCGUAACUUAUUUCAUUUUAUGUUUUUAUGCUAUUAUUUUUGCAUUGUGGCUAUUAAUAAGUUAAAACUUAUGUUGUAAACUUGUGUUGAAUUUUUAAACUUACUAGUAUUUCACCCGUGCUCGCACGGGAUGUGAAGUAUAAAAAUAAAUGUUAUAAUUAAAUGAGUUAUCGAUA
This is a messenger RNA of Ipomoea triloba (trilobed morning glory), 1379 nucleotides long. RefSeq lists its product as uncharacterized. The record is from RefSeq and is a predicted model, not a curated record. NCBI's taxonomy places the organism in Eukaryota, Viridiplantae, Streptophyta, Magnoliopsida, Solanales, Convolvulaceae. The coding region runs from base 862 to 1209 and encodes 115 amino acids. The transcript is spliced from 4 exons.